AUUCACGAUCAGAGCAAGGACAUGACAUGGAAGAAUAUAAUUCACAACAUAUUUCCGGGGCAAAGUCUUUAUACUGUGUCGAAUUCUUCUCUCUCGGAAUACGGUGUCUGCGGUGAUACUGGACUCGCUGUUGUGCUCCGGACAGGCAAAGUGGGGCCGACAAGUCGGACUAGUUUUGCUACUCCCACAUGGAAUGGAAGGCCAAGGACCAGAGCAUUCAUCCGCGAGAUUGGAACGCUUCCUCCAGUUAUCCGACGACGACUGCACCUAUCUACCUGGCGAGGAACUGGGUUCCAGCGCGACAGAAACGCCCGAGGAAAUAAUGACCCGACAGCUGUUCAACAUAAAUUGGAUAGUCUGUAACCCGACAACUCCUGCCAACAUGUUUCACCUCCUACGGCGGCAGAUACUCAUGCCAUUCCGGAAGCCGCUAGUGGUAAUGACUCCGAAAUCAUUGCUUCGACACCCAGAGGCCCGGUCAAGCUUUGACGAAAUAUCAACCGGCACUUCGUUUCAACCCGUGAUCGGUGACAUCACGGCGGACUCAAAGUCUGUUAAAAAAGUAAUCCUCUGUUCGGGAAAGGUAUACUAUGACUUGGUGGUGCAGAGGGCUGAGAGGAAGCUGGAUGAUACGAUAGCUGUCAUACGCGUAGAGCAGCUUUGUCCAUUUCCCUACAACUUAGUGGCGGAGGAGGUUCGCAAGUAUCCAAAUGUUAAGUUAUUAAUGUGGGUCCAAGAAGAGCAUAAGAAUCAGGGUGGUUUUCACUUUGUGCGAGAACGGAUUGCCCUCUCUUUGCAUAAACACAUUGAUGAUAUAGCCUACGGCGGCAGAGCCACUUCGGCGUCUCCAGCUACCGGUAGCAAAUUAAUUUACCAAAAGGAAUUCAACCAAAUGAUGGAAACAGCGAUGGGCCUCGAAUGAAAUUGCAACGUUCAAGUAACUUUCCACUCUUUAAAUUUGAACAAAAAAUUUUUACUCACGGAUUCAUGAAAACGAACAAUCAUUUAAUUCUGAUUUUUAGAAUCUAGGCAGAGACAUGCAAUCGGUAAACAAGUCAGACGUCAAAACCAGGCGAGAUACCGUAAUUUGCUAAAUCAUCAGUAUAUUGUACGGUAUUAACCGUGUAGUUAUAAUUUAAUCACAGUGAUUAUACACUUUUUUUUUAAUAAUUAUG
Molecule: messenger RNA, 1175 nt
Organism: Neodiprion fabricii
Lineage: Eukaryota; Metazoa; Arthropoda; Insecta; Hymenoptera; Diprionidae
Product: 2-oxoglutarate dehydrogenase, mitochondrial-like
Exons: 4
Coding region: 194-922 (242 amino acids)
Biological process (GO): tricarboxylic acid cycle
Cellular component (GO): oxoglutarate dehydrogenase complex; mitochondrion
Molecular function (GO): oxoglutarate dehydrogenase (succinyl-transferring) activity; thiamine pyrophosphate binding
Source: RefSeq, a predicted model, not a curated record